CUAAAUUAUAAGAGCCUCCUAUAUACUUCUCCACCUAUCGCUGCUUUAAUCAGACGAUUUUAGAUCCAUCCUUUAUGUGCCUUUUGGUAUGAUUUACAGAAUUUACUUGAGUGAAAAUAGAGAAGUACGCUUCACAACUCUUCAUCCUCUUUUUUGUUUUUGGUUAAAUCCCUUCAUACCUUUGCUAACAUUUUCUCUCUUUUUUUGUCCGGUUAUAAUUCCCUGUUUUGUUCUGGUGAUGAUUUUUCGGAAGAAUGAGGAUAAUUUUUGAAAACUAUUUACUUAGGACUAUGAACAAGUAUGGAAGAUUCCCACUCUCACAAAAAUUCAAUCCUUUGUUUGAAAAAUGCUCUAUGGGCUGCUUACAAGAUUUCCUCGAGAGGCAUGAAGAUUGAUUUGGUUUUGACACCAAAGCAUAUCACUUUUGUCCUGGAAUAUGCUAUUGGAUGUGGACUGUUGGAGCAUAAUGUAGUACCUGAAGAUUCAAGAAGGUUGAGUUUUAUAUCAUUGCAUGAAAAAAUGGAAACUAAAGCAGUUUUUGGACCAAAACUUGGAUUUCAUCUUUCUCUUCCUUCUCGGAACAAUUUAUUACUUCCUCCGAUAAUCAAACCCCACGGCUUUCCCCUGGCGUCAUUUUGGGACACGCCUAGAAAGCAUGUUUGUUUAAAGGCCACUAAUAGUACUAGUCCGACGUCUGAUGGUCAAUUAAGUAAUCGCAAAUUCAAGAAGUUUCCACCCUCUGAAUGGACUGAUUACUUUCACUCGGUUCCCCUCGAUGUCUCUGAAAUGGAUGCGCUCAAGAGAGAGAUUCAUACACUAAAGCCGAAAGUGAAGAACACGUUAAUGUCUUCCCAAGACACUCAGAGAAUCCUUAUGAUAUAUUUGUUGGUGAGCCUUGGUCUUGCAUAUCACUUCGAGGACGAGAUCUAUGAUAUUCUAAAAGAGAGUUUCACAAAGAUAAAGGAGAUGAUGGAACACGAAGAAGAUUUGUACACAGUUUCCAUCAUCUUCUGGGUUUUCAGGACAUACGGUCACUACAUAUCUUCUGAUGUCUUUACAAGAUUCAAAGAGAGCAGCGGAGACUUCAAAGAAAUUCUUAAAGGGGAUGCCAAGGGUAUCUUGAGCUUAUACGAAGCAGCGCACUUGCGGACCACGAAAGAUGAUAUACUGAGCGAAGCGUUGAGCUUCACCUCGAGCCAUUUGGAGUCAUUAGUUGCAGGUGGGACAUGCCCGCCUCAUCUUUCAAUGCAUAUACAAAAUGCUCUCUAUCUGUGUCAGCGUUGGAACAUGGAGAUGUUAGUCGCUGUGAAAUAUAUCCCAUUCUACGAACAAGAAGAUCAUGAUGAGAUGCUACUCAGGUUUGCUAAGAUCAGUUUCAAGUUACUGCAGCUCCAGUACAUUCAAGAUCUCAAAAUCCUAACAAACUGGUGGUACAAGGAGGUAGAUAUUGUAUCAAAGGUGCCACCUUACUUAAAAGACAGACUCGUCGAAAAUUAUUUCUUGGUAAAAGCAGCUUUCUCGGAGCCACAAGUCUCACGUGCAAGGAUUAUGUUGACUCAGUAUUACACCAUUUUAGGGAUUAUAGAUGACACAUUCGACAGAUAUGCAUCUCUUCCUGAGGCAGAAAUCCUUGCCAAUAGCUUGGAAAGGUGGUCUCCCGAUCCUGCCAUGGAUAAACAACCUGAAUAUUUGAAAGCCGUACUAAACUUUAUAUUGGAUACUUUCGAAGAUUUUGAAAAAGAACUUAGGCCGGAAGGAAAACCUUACAGUGUGGAAGCCAAUAUAGAAGAGUUAAAGGCAGUUGUGAAAGCCAAUUUUGAGCAUGCAAAAUGGGCACACGCUGCUCACCUGCCUGGCUUUGAGGAGUACAUGGAGGUUGCUGAGGUGGAGAUCACAGUGUAUGCAGCUUUGGCUGGUUGUUUCAUGUCUCUGGGAAAAAUGGCUACCAGGGAAGCUUACGAGUGGCUUAAAUCGAGGCCAAGACUGGUCAAAUCUAUAUCUCUCAGAGGUCGUCUUAUGGAUGAUAUAACCGGUUUAGAAAGAGGACAGAUCACAAAUGCAGUCAACUGUUAUAUGAAGCAAUAUGGAGUUACCAAACAAGAUGCUUUAAGAGAGCUUCACAAAAUUGUUGCAGAUAACGGUAACAUAAUAAAUGAGGAGCUCUUGACGACAACUGGUAUGUCACGUUUGGUUCUCAAGACAGUAAUGGGUCUUGCACAAUCGGUCGCCGUCUGCUACAAUGGAUAUGAAGGAUACACUUUCCCGGAAGGAAAAAUCAAGGAGUACAUGACUUCUUUGUUUGUCGAUCAGAUUCGUCUUUAACAAAUUUGGAAUGGUCUAAGCGUGUGGCCUAUGUUCUUGGUUUCUCUUCACAAGGCUAUUUGUUUGGUUUCUACGGUCUACUAUAUAAUUAGGUCGUUCACUCUUUAAAUUGCCAAAAAGAGCUUUUUAUCAUUUAUGUAUGGUCCGUUACAAUUGAUGUUGGUUAAAACCCUUGCAAUUAGAUUUGGCUUUGUUUCUCACCGACCA
Molecule: messenger RNA, 2529 nt
Organism: Raphanus sativus (radish)
Lineage: Eukaryota; Viridiplantae; Streptophyta; Magnoliopsida; Brassicales; Brassicaceae
Product: putative terpenoid synthase 7
Exons: 9
Coding region: 301-2322 (673 amino acids)
Biological process (GO): diterpenoid biosynthetic process
Molecular function (GO): terpene synthase activity; magnesium ion binding
Source: RefSeq, a predicted model, not a curated record